ACAUCACCUGACAAUAUAUACAUGUAGUAUAAAUGCACAGUAAUACCACGGACCUACUACCGUGUUGUUUAUUCUCAUAUUGCAAUGAACGAUACGUGAUACUGGACUUCUAGUGAAAUCUCUCCACUAUUUAUGCCAAAGAUUCUUUUGCCCAAUAAGGACGACAUCUGGCCUCCAAUGGCCCCGAGAUUUUUCGAGACACGCCCCCACGCCAGGCAACCAAUCACAGACUUUGAUAUGCGUGACGCCCACAGGCAGUCGCAGCAACAAGAACAAUCUUUUAAUUGUGACACGAGUAAUAGCGAGCAGCAAUAACCAGAUGAGUGCGCGAGGAGAUUUGUGAAAGCUAUAUAUUAUACAUACCUCAACAGAAGGAGCUAUUUAUUUAUAUCGUGUGUGAUCUUCAUGUUUUUUUAUACUAGUUCAAGUUCUGUCUUGCCUUUGCACAUUCAUUAUUCUCUCUGAGAGAGAAUGCUAUAGUCCUCUUUAUACUGUCCCCAAUUAAUCAACCAAUCAACUCCCUUGUGAUAAUAGUGGUAAUAAUUGACCACCUAGCUACCAUGCUACAGAGUUCCUGAUUGGUCAAUAUCACCUUCACCUUGCAUGACCCCCUCCAUUCAUCCAAUCAAAUUGCCCGGCAUCAACAUCCCCUCAUCCAAGGUAAUUCAUCAUUGAAUUCAUCCAACGCAACUUCUGAUUGUUCAAUUUUCCAUCGAUCUGAGCCCAAGAACCAAUCAUGGUUGGCCUACCACCGACUGAUAUCAAACCAUCCGUGGCUGUGAAGCUGGCCAGCGCUGGGCUGGGAGGAUGCAUAGCUGAUAUGAUCACCUUUCCACUGGACACAGCUAAAGUGCGCCUACAGAUACAAGGAGAGAGUGGAUCCGACGUAAAGAAAUCCUCAACACAGACGACCGGUAAAGAACUACGGGCGAGCUUCCGGUACCGUGGCGUCUUCGGCACGAUAUGGACGAUCAUCCGCCAAGAAGGCCCUCGGGGGCUCUACAACGGUCUCAUCCCGGGACUCCAGCGCCAGAUGUGCUUUGCGUCGGUCCGCAUCGGUCUCUACGACUCUGUCAAAGGCUUCUAUGCAGGUGCACAAAAAAGUGAAUAUGGUGGUGUUAACAUCUUUACGAGAAUCAGUGCGGGUAUCACAACCGGAGCCUGCGCUGUUCUCACUGCCCAACCCACGGACGUGGUCAAGAUUCGUCUCCAGGCGCAGGGUAAUGCGGUUCUAAAUGGCGCCCCCAAGAGGUACACCGGUGCUUUAAACGCCUAUCAGACCAUCGCGAAGGAAGAGGGAGUUAGAGGGCUCUGGAAAGGAACGAUGCCCAACAUUGUCCGAAACUCUGUCGUCAACGCCAGUGAAGUCGUGGCCUAUGAUCUCAUAAAGGAGGCUAUCCUUAAACGCAGAUACCUCAAAGACGAGUUCCCAUGUCAUUUCAUUGCGGCGUUCGGUGCGGGGUUUGUCACAACGUGCGUCGCAACCCCCGUGGACGUUGUGAAGACGAGGUUCAUGAAUUCUAGCCCUGGUCAGUAUCGUGGAGCCACAGAAUGUGCUACUCAGAUGUUUCAGAAAGAGGGUCUCUUAGCUUUCUAUAAAGGAUUCACGCCACAAUUUUUGCGACUUGGUUCUUGGAAUAUCGUGAUGUUUGUAUGCUACGAACAACUCAAACGAGCCAUGAUACUGUCCACGCAACACAACUAAAGACAAGUACCAUCGCCUCAAUGACGCCGUUCCACCUACCAAGUAUUGGGACUUUAGUUGUUGUUCUGCUCAUGCCAAACAUCCCAAUCACGAUCGAUUGCUUUGAGCUGAGUGCAGAACGCAGUUAAACCUGUCUAUAAGGGCCACCUAAGGGAUAAAAGGAAAAGUGGCCAUUUUAGACAGGUCGCCUUUCUUUAACAGAUUGUAAUAUCUUUUUAGAUGGACAAAAUAUCGGUGUCCACUUGGAGAAAGGUGGCUUUCAUAGAGAGUUGACCACUGUAGACAAGUGACCUUUGUAAAGAGGUGAUCACUGAUAUAGAGGUCGCCAAUCUAUACGUGUGGCUGCUAUGAAGAUUUGUCCACUUUAAACAGGUUUAACUCUGUUUGCUUCAUACUGUCUGGAAACACUCAGUAUUUUGCCUCAAUAUAUAUUACUUCCGAGGUUCUGAAUGUUUAUAGGCUUCGGACACAUGGACUAUUCCAUUUCAGUAUUAGGAAUGGACAUUCAGUUGCAGUAUGAGAAGCCGAAUGGACAAUUAUUGAAAUGAAAUUUCCUUAAUUAUUUGCCAAUUGCAUAAUAUUCGUAUAUUAUGUAACAGUUUGUAACUACUUCUCUGUAAAUUUAAAAUCAUAUGUACAUGUCGUUGUCGUCAUUAUGUAUAAUAAUGAUGAUAUAUAUAUUUUUUGCUUGGAAAAUACAUAGAUAUACAUCUAUGUACACCCUGUAUAUCACAUAUUCAGUAAUGCCCACAUGCAGCAAUGUUGUAGGGUUUAUUACACCCGGGAUGAGACAGGCAUUUGUAGAUGAAAAGCCUCGUUAAAGGGCAUGAGCACAAGGAUGGGGAUUGAAUCCAGGACCUUAUAAUUGAGAUUCAAGAGUAUGAACCACUAUACCACAUUAAAUCUAGAAUGCUGUUAAUGGUGCAUACAUGUAGUUAACCAAAAAUUGUUAAUGAAAUGUAUUUUUUUCCUUCUUAAGCUGGUCUGAUUUCAGUUUUGGUAGUUAUGCUAAUAGAUUUACCCCUUGUUUCUGAGUUUUACACAACUCAAACUAGUUACCGGUACAUGAUGCUGAAGUAAGUUCGGUUAGAACAAAAAAUAAAAAAAAUAACUAAAUGAAAAACAUGCUCUUCAGUUGCUUUAUGAUUUACUUUCAUGGAACUUUGAAAUAAAAUAAUGCGAAAUGUCUCAUGAUAAUGAUAAAAAUAAUGGUGAGUUCUUGUAUAGCGCUUAUAGACUUGACACUCCUGGCGCUCCACAAUUAUUACCCUGGCUUGGGGAAUAUUGAAAUGAUAAUCCAAAUUUUGCAAUGUGUUUAGGAAAAGGCACAAGAGUAGACAACAGUAUGCUGAGUAGUGAGAAUCUUACUAAAUCAAGCUUUACGCCCUAUUGCAUAUCUAUGAAUAUUACAUUUAUUACAAUAAAUUGGUUCAUUGAUGUACAUAUAUACGUGCUUAUGCAAUUUCUUCAAAGUAUAUUUUUGCCUGCACUACUAUUGGCAUUUUCAGGAUAAAUAUUUUUGUAAUGCUCAUGGGGUUUCUAAGUGAUCUUAUAAGGCAUACAAUACUAGUAAUGGAAGCAGUUGAUGUUUAGAUCUAUUGAAUAUUUCUAUGAAAUUUGGGUUUGCUCAGUAACGUGUCAGUCUUGUGUGAACACACUUCCCUCACAUGAACAAUCCUAAUGUAUACAGUUGUAGAUACACUUUACCCACUAUCUACACCAGUGGCAUCACAUGCCAAUUGAUAUAUGUACUGAAGGAUGACCUAAUACUCAUCACAUAAUGACAGUAUAAUUAUUGCAGAGUUCUCUCCAGUGCUAAAAUUUAGGGGGGGGGGGGGGAAUGCAAAAGGAAAAUUCCAAGGGGAAAAAUUGCCCUAGGAAAAUUCUCCUGACAGGGGUACUAACAAGGGUUAUAGUAAUGUCAAUCUUACAUGUACUUUCAACCUCCAAAAUUGUAAUGGUCCUAUCAAAGCACCCUGUGGGAUGCCCCAAACCCAUAUUUAUUAUAGCUUGGACCAAGGUUUAAAAAAAGAAAUUCGCCUGAGAAGCCUGUGAUAAGUACAAUAUUAUAAUUUUACAUAUAAUCCAAUUCAUGUUCUUUUUGAUAAAGAAACCAAGAGAAAUUGAAUAUUGUGGAGAUACAGAAGAAGAAAAAAGUAUUCAAAAUUAGUGAAUAUCAACUCAUUGGCUGUUUAUUUCUUUUCCUAAUUUUCUUUAUAUGCCAUUUAUUUAAGUUAAGGCAUAGGAUGUUUACAACUGAGAUCAAUCAUGUUAUUGUUGCAUUAUUUGUAUGAUUAAUAAAUGUAUUUGAUAUUGUUUUAAUUGCAAUUCCCAUUAGAAGCAGCAAAUUUGCAAAGCUUUGGGAUGUUUGCAUGGAUAAUGAGACAUUGUGAAAGAAAUUCAUCAAAGCGAAACAGUAGAGUGAGUAAUUAUAUCUAGUCCAUUGUUUAAAUGCACAAAAUAGUGUAAAUAAUCUUAACCUUUAUUUUGGAAAGAAGGACAUUACACAGGGUAUUUUCUUAAUUGUGUGACUGUAAAAAUUAUUUUAUAUGCUAUUGUGCAUGUAAUUAAGCAUAGAAAGGUGUGGACAAGAUGCCAGUAUUGGACACAAUAGACGUAAAAGGUGACAAAGAAUGGACCGGAUCGUAGUAAUUAAGUUCUGGUACAAAUAUCUCCCGAUCUUUUACACAUGGAGAUGUCCCACAUUGUGCAUUUUAGAAUGAUCACUCCGAAGUCAUGGAUGUGCUUUAUGUAUGCCUUUUGUUUGCUCUCUUGAGAUGAAUACUUUCACCUGUGUACCGGAGAAUGGGCUGUCAGUGAAUAAUGAAUGAUGAAUACAUACAUGUAUACAUGGAA
Messenger RNA from Strongylocentrotus purpuratus (purple sea urchin), 4561 nucleotides. Its product is annotated as mitochondrial uncoupling protein 2. The record is from RefSeq and is a predicted model, not a curated record. The transcript is spliced from 7 exons. Gene Ontology annotation, biological process: mitochondrial transport; mitochondrial transmembrane transport; response to cold. Gene Ontology annotation, molecular function: oxidative phosphorylation uncoupler activity. The coding region runs from base 737 to 1705 and encodes 322 amino acids. Gene Ontology annotation, cellular component: mitochondrial membrane. Lineage: Eukaryota; Metazoa; Echinodermata; Echinoidea; Camarodonta; Strongylocentrotidae.